Porites evermanni is the source of this 3831-nucleotide messenger RNA. NCBI's taxonomy places the organism in Eukaryota, Metazoa, Cnidaria, Anthozoa, Scleractinia, Poritidae. The record is from the annotation of a GenBank genome assembly.
CUGGUUGAAGACUUGCUACGAGAAUUCUCUAAGGAAAAUUUUGGUCAUCAAGGUGGAAACUAUUUUCCUAUUGUCCAUGGCCGUACUCAAGACGUAAAGUUGUUUACCCUGAUGACAAGGCAACCUCGGGGGUCUGUCCUGGAACGUCCAUUUAAACACCAUAAGUACACAAUUCUUGCAGGAAUGGAAAAGUUUGUAGUUGAGAACGGGAAAGAAGAAUUUGAAGCCUUGAAGAACAAAUUUGUUAAGAAAGAAGAUCCUGGAAUAACACUAGAUGAGGAGGAUGGUACAGGAGCUGCAAGGUAAAUUACAUCGCUGUUACAUAACGCCGAAGAAUUUGUAUAGAUAAUAGGAUGAUUUGUAGUGAUAUGUAUAGGAAAAAGCAUGAUUUGUAGUGAGUAUGCAUACUAGGUAAUAGAAAGAUUUGUAGUGAUAUGUAUACUAGGUAAUAGCAUGAUUUGUGGUGAUAUUUGGCAUAAAUACCACGAGCGAUAUUUCGAAAUUGUUAUACGUAAUUUCACGAGCCGUUAGGCGAGUGAUAUUUGAGACAAUUUUGAAACGUCACGAGUAGUAUUUUUGUCAAAUAUCAUGUACAAAUUAUGUUAUUAUUUGUUCAUACUACUACGUUCAAAAGGUUUAUAAUUUUACAUGUAGGUAUUUCAAAUUAAGCUGAAAUACCACUGCUCUAAGCCAGUCAAAUUGCAGAAAUUUCUGAUGUAGAAGUAUAAUUGGCCUAAGAACCACGAAUGAUAUUUCAAAAUUAUUAUACGUGAAAUUUGAGACAAUUUUGAAAUAUCACGAGCGGUAUUGGUAUUGGCGCCGAAUAGCACCUACAAAUCAUGCUAUUAUUUGUUUAUACUACUACUCACAAAAGGUUUUGUAAUUUUCAUGAUCACAUGUAGGUAUUUCGAAUUAAGCUGAAAUACCACUGCUCUAAGCCAAUCAAAUUGCAGAAUUUUCUCAUGUAGUAGUAUGAAUAAAAGUAAUAGCUCUAUCUUCCAGUUACUGUUUUAUAUCAAUCAUUUAUAACAAGAAAGGAAAAUGGGACAGAGAGAGAAUCUUAGGGUGUUGGGCAGGAUAUGUGAAUUUUACCAAAGUUAUUUUUAGAGGUUGUAAUUAAACGGAAGUUGAAUUCCUGGGACUUCCGCACAUUUUUAUCGAUUGCUUGAGACGUCCUUCAGUGCCUCAAAGAAAACAAUGCCUAAUGCUUUAUGUCGUAAACUAAAAUGAGUCAAGUUAAAAAUCUACAGAAGGAAAACCUUAAACUAAAGGGAGAGAUUUCAGCUGUAAAUAGUGAACUCCAGAAGCUGAAAUCGAUCAUCGAGCAACAACGACUUCAAGCGGACAUCGAGCAGGUUGGAGACGCUGCAACAAGAUAUGGAAACAGUGUCCAAAAGAGUGUUGAUUUCUUAUGUGAGGACCACCAUAUAACGAAAAACUUUCGAGAGGAUAUGUCGAAAGAACUUGACAAUCUAAGCCGUAAGCUUGACAGUUUGGACGCCGCCAUUGAUGACAUACUGAAGUACAGCUUUCAGUAUAACGUCAAAAUUAUUGGUUUUCCUGAACAGGAUGAACAUGAGUCUGCUGAAACCACCACGCAGUUUUGUUUAAAGCUUAUCCAUGCUAUCGGAGCCGAGGGAGUGACGAAAAACGACAUUGAUAUCGCUCAUAGAGUGAAUAGCCGAAGGACUGACCGCCAUUAGCCAAGACCUAUUGUGUGCAAGUUUAUAAGACGACUGGCCAAAGAAGAAGUCAUGGCUCAUCGCAAUGAAACUUCGAACUUAAACCCUGAUGAUCUGGAUUUAUCUGCUGAUUUUCACACGGAAAAUAUCCGAAUUCAUGAACACCUGAUCCCGAGAUUACGGCAACUUCUUAGCGAGGCAAACAAAUUGAAAUCUACACAUCAAUUCCAGUACGUCUGGGUGAAGAACUCUGAGAUUCUGGUUCGUAAAUCUAGUAGUUCUGAGGUCUUCAAAUUAAAACGCAUGGCCGAUCUUGACAAUCUGAAGCAAAGCUUGGUCAGUAAUCCAACUCAGGAUUAAGGAGAUAAGUGUCUUAAUUGUUAUUCGUUCAUAAUCUUAAUGAUGUUAUAUAGUUAUUGGAAAUGGCUUCGCACAAAGAGAUGAAAAAUCUCGCUAAAGAAAACAAAUUGCUGUUGAUGGCUUAAUGCUAACAAACUAACGCUCAUCGUCAAAAAGUCUAAUUAUGUCAUUUUUCGUCCGCGCCAAAAAAGAAUGCCUUUCAUUCCUCAAAUUAAGAUUUUUAAUCCAACUUUAAAUACUCGAGUAACUCUAGAGAUGAAGGACUUUGUUAAAUAUUUGGGUAUAAUGAUUGAUUCUGAACUAUCAUGGAAGCAUCAUAUUGACUUUAUCUGUCACAAAAUUAGUAGAUCGGUUGGAAUAAUUGCUAAAAUGAGGCAUUACAUUCCACGGCGUCUUCUUUUGAAUUUAUAUCAUGCACCUAUUUCUCCUUAUUUAAAUUAUGGUAUCUGUGCAUGGGGCAACUGUCCACAGACCUAUCUCAAUAAGAUACUUGUUCUGCAAAAACGUGCUCUGCGUUUGAUUUAUUUUUCUAAACCCAGAGACCAUGCAAUCCCUUUUUUUAUUGAAUCAAACUGCCUUCCUUUUCAGUCUUUGUUCUUUCAACAGUUAAGCUAUUUAAUGUAUGACGUUCAUGCUAAGACAGCUCCUAAAAGUCUUCUUGAUAAGUUUGCGAAAAUCAAUACAAAACAUCAUUAUAAUACGCGAUUAUCUGCAAAAGAAUGCUUCUGUGUCAAAUUCUCUAGAACUGAAAAAAUGAAAAAAUCUUUCACUAGAAUUGGUGUGUCUAUUUGGAAUUCUAUUCCACUUUCUGUUAAGACUCUCAACGUUUAUAAUUUUCGUAAAAAAAUUAAAUCACUACUCCUUAAUGUUUUAGGUAAUUAAGACAAUUAUUUGAAUGUUAAUUAUUUAAUAGAAUAUUUUGUGAAGUUAACCUGAUAUGUUGUAUAUACCUCCAGUUGUGAUUUUAGUCUUUUUCAAAUAACAAAAUCCCUUGUACUUGAAUUUCUAUGUAAGGUGUUUCUUUCUGUAUGUUUUUGUAUUUCUUCUUUUCUUUUUUUCUUAUGUAAUUUAAUAACGCCUUUAGUUAAAGUCUUGUCCAGCCUAGAUUAGCAUUAUAGCUAUUUGCAGGACAUGAAGUAUUGUAAACUUUAUAUUUCUUUAAAUAAAUACAUUGUUGUUGUUGUUGUUAUCGUUUUUUUUUUAAUAUAACGAUUUUUUUAUCAGGUCAACGCCCUCAAUGCCUUUCAAAAUUUCAAAUUGUUAUUAAGUAAGAAGCCGACUAGUAAAGGCUAGAUUUUAUAAUUCGAUGACAUCGAAAAACAAUGUAACUGCGCUAGUUACUACAGCUAUUAGAUUCGGGAAGGUUCGUUUUUAUUAUUUAUUGCUAUUUUCUUACUUUGAAUUAUGCUUAAUUCUUUAUAAUCAUCAUAAAAAAGAGUUACCUCCAUGUAAACGUGUCAAAAAAUUCCCUGUACUUAGGCAGUUUCAGAAUUGGCGUCUAAAUGCGAUUAUUUUGUGUUUCUAAUUCAGAAUGGUAGAAAUGGAAACCCAGGCUGCUGACUGCGUCAAUGCAGGGAUUAGAAUGAAAAAAGAUGUGGGAUUCUUACAUCUAGGGAAAAUUGAUCAGGAGUACAUACAGGACCCGGACUUAAGUAAAAUAUUGGAAAAAACAGUCCUGGAUAGUAAUAAAACAGGAGUGUUUGAAGGUCAACAACUGCGUUUGAUAACCUCAGUAAUUUACAGCCAAUGCUUUGCAGUUAAAGGCAAAAGAAAGAAAGAGGUAUUUUAA